AUGCCAAUGAAAUUUGGUAAACGUCGUUUGAAGAAAAAUAGCCUAGGGAUUGUUUUCAAUACACUAAUAUCUUAUCCACUACUUAAUUUCUCGUUACUGUAUACUUGUGCGAAUCUAGAGAGGGUUAUCUUACUUCAAGUUGGGUUUAAUGAUGCAAAUUGUCGUGCUCCACUAUUAUUGGGUUUGAAAUAUCUUCUGACCAUUGAACGAGACCUUCGCCAAAUCAACUGCUUAAACAGAAUUAUAUCCUUCUUCGCUUUUAAUAAUUUUGUGUGCCCACUUGCUGUAGAACAGUUGACGGGCCUUCUUCCUAUGGUUAGUAUCAAUACGGCCAAAGCACGUGGUAUUACCAAAUUAAAAGGAACUAAAAAACAUCAUUUAAAGAAUUUUACAGUAAAUCACUUUGGACCAUCUCGUUGGGUAUACAUGAAAAAGUUAGAUAGUGCUCCUCUUGUGCAUUGUCUGGACAUCCAUCAAUCAAGUCAAGCUAGUGGUGAUUCUAGUCCUUCCAUUCUUGUGCAAAUCUGGCGUAAACAAUUUGUUCAAUCUAGAGAAUGUAUUUCACUAGCAGAUCUGACUCAGUUACCAUGUUGGCGGUGGUAUACGGCAGCUGCUUCAGAAAAGGAGAGAAUUCCCAUAAACGAACACAUUGCCAAUCAUUUUUGA
This is a messenger RNA of Echinococcus granulosus, 666 nucleotides long. RefSeq lists its product as hypothetical. Bases 1 to 666 code for a protein of 221 amino acids. The record is from RefSeq and is a predicted model, not a curated record. NCBI's taxonomy places the organism in Eukaryota, Metazoa, Platyhelminthes, Cestoda, Cyclophyllidea, Taeniidae. The transcript is spliced from 7 exons.